Messenger RNA from Canis lupus familiaris (dog), 1080 nucleotides. RefSeq names its product C-C motif chemokine receptor 3 (gene CCR3). Gene Ontology annotation, molecular function: C-C chemokine receptor activity. Lineage: Eukaryota; Metazoa; Chordata; Mammalia; Carnivora; Canidae. The record is from RefSeq and is marked provisional. Gene Ontology annotation, biological process: G protein-coupled receptor signaling pathway; inflammatory response; chemotaxis. Gene Ontology annotation, cellular component: membrane; cytoplasm.
AUGGAGGCCACUACAGCCGAGAUUAAGACCAUGGAUGAGUCUAUCCAGACCACAGUGUUUGACUAUGAGAAUUCACUGCCAUGUGAAAAAGUCAACAUUAAGCACCUGGGAGCCCAGUUCUUGCCUCCACUGUAUUCCCUGGUGUUCGUGAUUGGUCUGCUGGGCAAUGUGGUGGUGGUGGUGAUCCUCACAAAAUACAAGAGACUCUGGAUUAUGACUAACAUCUUCCUGCUCAAUUUGGCCAUUUCUGACUUGCUCUUUCUAUUCACUCUGGUAUUCUGGAUUCAUUAUACUGGAUGGAAUGAUUGGGUUUUUGGCCAUUCCAUGUGUAAGCUCAUCUCUGGGCUUUAUUACUUGGGCUUAUACGGUGAGAUCUUUUUCAUCAUCCUGCUGACCAUAGACCGGUACCUGGCCAUCGUCCAUGCUGUGUUUGCCCUUCGAGCCCGGACUGUCACUUUUGGUAUCAUCACGAGUGUUCUCACCUGGGGCCUGGCAGGGCUAGCAGCCCUCCCUGAAUUUAUCUUCCACGAGUCCCAAAAGGAGUCUGAACAGUUUGUCUGCACGCCUCUCUACCCAAAAGACCAAGAAGACAACUGGAAGCGUUUCCAUGCUCUGAGAAUGAAUAUCCUGGGUCUUGCUCUGCCUCUGCUCAUCAUGGUUGUCUGCUACUCUGGAAUUAUUAAAACGUUGCUGAGAUGCCCCAGUAAGAAAAAGUACAAGGCCAUCCGGCUCAUUUUUGUCAUCAUGGUAGUCUUUUUCAUUUUCUGGACACCCUACAACCUGGUCCUCCUACUUUCUGCUUUUCAAACAAUCUUUUUUGAGACCACUUGUGAGCAGAGCAAACAGCUGGACGUGGCCAUGCAGAUCACGGAGGUGAUUGCCUAUACACACUGCUGUAUCAACCCCAUUAUCUACGCAUUUGUCGGGGAGAGGUUCCGGAAGCACCUCUGCCACUUCUUCCGCAGGAAUGUGGCCACCUACCUGGGCAAAUACAUCCCGUUCCUUCCCAGCGAGAAAUUAGAGAGAAGCAGCUCUGUAUCCCCAUCAACAGGAGAGCAGGAAUUCUCAUUUGUAUUUUAA